Papilio machaon (common yellow swallowtail) is the source of this 1022-nucleotide messenger RNA. RefSeq names its product protein tonB2. The transcript has a single exon. The record is from RefSeq and is a predicted model, not a curated record. Lineage: Eukaryota; Metazoa; Arthropoda; Insecta; Lepidoptera; Papilionidae. Bases 86 to 862 code for a protein of 258 amino acids.
CAAGAUAACACUCACUAGUACUUUCUAAAACUGCUUAAGUGGUGUGACAGGUGUUCAUUUUGUUCUAUUUAAAAGUUGUGUAAAAAUGAGUUACCCUCCACCCGGCCCACCGCCACCGCCAUAUUACGGCGCCCCUCCCCCGCCUUGGCCUAUUCCACCUCCCUAUAGUUACCCGGCUCCUCCGUCUACCUAUCAACCCCCUCAGCAUUCACAUCAGUACCCCCCGGCGCCGGAUCACAGUCAGAGUGGCCAGCCCGCCCCCUAUCCUUACUUCGUGCCGGGGACCAUGAUGGUACCAAUUCCUAUCCCACAGGAGCCUCCCAGCCAACCUACUUAUAUAACCAACUACAUAUACCAUGGAGAGACAGCCGCGACCAGCUCCGAGCCGGUGCAAGUAGCUGAGAGUUCUGGAGACUUUGAUUGGAUUCCCACAACCGCGACGACGGCGGGACAUCUGACAGGCAAGGCCGUGCUAGGCGGCCACGAGGGAUGGGAUGGAAGCCCGCUUUGGGUGAUCCGGUCCUGGCACAACGGAGACCUGAUCCCCGGCAAGCUGUCAGUCAGACACAACGCGGCAUCAGUCAUGUACAAUGGGAAGGAGAUUCCGGUGCAGAACAUCGAAGUACUCUGCGCGAGGCCGGAGAACUUGCGAUGGGUGCCGGCGUCAAACGGGAAUGUACCUCCUGGCGCAAUUCCUGGCGGGAAGACGAUAUCUGGAGAGACACUGUACAUCGGCCGGGCUCGACACCAGCUGUCUAUCACACCGGGCAAGGUGCAUCCCAGCCACAACGCGUGCUACAUCGGCUUCGGCGGCGCAGAGGUCGUGCAUAAGAUGUACGAUGUCCUCUGCAGGAUUAGUUGAACCUUUGAUGAACUCACAGUGAUCAACAUUAACGUAUUAAAAAAAACAGAAAGAUAUUUGAUACAGUAUUAAAAUAUUUUGCGUGCCAUUUUAUCUUCUAUUGAUAAGCGCUGAUAACGUAAAAUGAACCGGAUUUUGAUAUUGUUUUCAGAACAUUAGU